Molecule: messenger RNA, 7274 nt
Organism: Seriola dumerili (greater amberjack)
Lineage: Eukaryota; Metazoa; Chordata; Actinopteri; Carangiformes; Carangidae
Gene: wdr7
Product: WD repeat domain 7
Exons: 30
Coding region: 152-4501 (1449 amino acids)
Cellular component (GO): cytoplasm
Molecular function (GO): protein binding
Source: RefSeq, a predicted model, not a curated record
GAUCGGUGUGUCGGUGGGACAGCAGCUAAAAACAAGCCAAAAAGAAGGAUAAUUCGUGUUUCUGUUUCUCACGGAGGGACACCUUCAUCGCUGGGCCUUCUGUUAGAAGGACAUGUUUCAGUAGGACUCGCUUUUUGGACACAUCACCAUAAUGUCCGGGAACAGCCUGGUUCUACCCAUAGUGCUCUGGGGCCGCACGGCUCCCACCCACUGCAUCAGCAGCCUGCUGGUGAUGGAUGACUUCAGCACCAUCAUCACCGGCUGCCAUGACGGACAGAUCUGCCUCUGGGACAUGACACCUGAGCUUGAGAUUUGUCCCAGAGCCAUGUUGUUUGGACACACAGCCUCCAUCACCUGUCUGUCCAAAGCCAGUGCAUGCAGUGACAAGCAGUACAUCGUCAGUGCAUCUGAGAGUGGGGAGAUGUGUUUAUGGGAUGUGAACGAUGGACGCUGUAUUGAGUUCACCAAGCUGGCCUGUGCUCACACUGGCAUACAGUUCUAUCAAUUCACCAUCGGCACCCAAAGGGAGGGACGCCUGCUUUGUAAUGGACAUUACCCAGAGAUCCUUGUGGUGGAUGCCACUAGCCUGGAGGUCCUGUACUCGCUUGUGUCCAAGAUCUCUCCUGACUGGAUCAGCUCCAUGAGCAUCAUCCGUUCCCACCGCACACAAGAGGACACAGUGGUGGCAGUGUCAGUGACUGGGAUCUUGAAGGUCUGGAUCAUCACAGCUGAGGUCAGCAAGAUGCAGGACCUGGACCCAGUGUUUGAAGAAGAGUCCAAACCCAUCUACUGUCAGGGCUGCCAGAGUAUUUCCUUCUGCACCUUCACUCAGAGCAGCCUGCUGGUGGUCUGCUCCAAGUACUGGAGGGUGUUUGAUGCAGGUGACUACUCGUUGCUUUGCUCAGUGCCCAGUGACAAUGACCAGGCCUGGACUGGAGGAGAGUUCAUUGCUGCAGACAAAGUCAUCAUCUGGACAGAAGAUGGCUGCAGUUACAUCUACAAGCUGCCUGCCAGUUGUCUACCUGCUAGUGAACAUUUCCGCAGCGAUGUUGGGAAAACCAAAGAAGGCUCGAUCCCUCCUCUGGUCUACAGCAUCGCUAACCGCUCAGACAAACAGCUCCUCAUCUGUCCUCCUGUGACUCGGUUCUUCUUCGGCCGGCGUGAACCCUUCCACAAGCUGCUGAUCCAGGGAGACUCAGCGGGCAGACUGUCCCUGUGGAGCAUCCCAGACACCUCGCCUCUGCAGCCGCUGUCGACUGCUGCCGAGCUGCAGGUGUCGUCCACCAUCAGUCUCCAGGAGGCGUUUGAUAAGUUGACCCCCGUGUCUGCUGGGAUCAUCGACCAGCUCAGUGUCCUGCCUGGCAAAGAAGAACCCGUCAAGGUGACAGCCAGCGUGUACAUCCCCUCUCAGGGUCGACUGGUGUGCGGGAGAGAAGACGGCAGCAUCAUCCUGGUUCCUGCCACUCAGACUGCCAUCGUUCAGCUACUGCAGGGAGAGCACAUGCUCCGGAGAGGCUGGCCGCCCCAUCGUACCUUGCGAGGUCACCGGAACAAGGUGACAUGUGUCCUAUACCCGUACCAGAUCUCCCCCCGCUACGACCAGCGCUCACUGGUAUCUGGAGGAGUGGACUUCUCCGUCAUCGUCUGGGACAUUUUCACUGGAGAGAUGAAGCACAUCUUCUGUGUCCACGGCGGAGAGAUCACCCAGCUCAUCAUCCCCCCGGAAAACUGCAGCACUCGGGUGCAGCACUGCGUGUGCUCAGUGGCCAGCGACCACUCCGUCGGCCUGCUGAGUCUUCGGGAGAGGAAGUGCAUCAUGCUGGCGUCGAGACACCUCUUUCCCAUCCAGGUCAUCAAGUGGCGUCCGGCAGAUGAUUACCUGGUGGUAGGGUGCUCUGACGGCUCCGUCUACGUCUGGCAGAUGGAUACAGGAGCCUUGGACCGCUGUGUGAUGGGUAUAACAGCGGUAGAGAUCCUGAACGCCUGUGAUGAGCUGGCUCCGGCCACCGUGGAUGCUCUGAGCCACUCUGCAGUGAACCUGAAGCAGGCGAUGACUCGCCGCAGUCUGGCGGCGCUGAAGAACAUGGCCCAGCACAAACUGCAGACGCUUGCCACCAACCUGCUGGCUGCAGACAACGCUGACAAGGGCAACCUGCCGAAAUACUCCCAUAAUGCCCUGGUGGUCCAGGCGAUGAAGACCAACCUGACGGACCCCGACAUGCACGUGCUGUUCUUCGACGUGGAGGCAGUGAUCAUCCAGCUGCUGACGGAGGAAGCCCAGAGACCGAACCCUACACUGGUGUCUCCGGAGACACUGCAGAAGAGCCAGGCUGGGGCCGACAAAGGGGGGUCCUUCCUCGCCAACAAGAUCUUCAAACAGGUGAAGGAGACCAUGAAGGAGACCAUAAAGGAGCACCUGCUGGAUGAAGACGAGGAGGAGGAGGAGGAGAUGAGGAGGCGUGAGGAGAAGUCCAAGUCUCUGAGUCUGCUGGAGUACAACCUGACGAUGGACACGGCCAAACUCUUCAUGUCCUGCCUGCACGCCUGGGGUCUCAAUGAACAGCUGGACGGCAUCUGUCUGGAGCGACUGGGCAUGCUCAGACCGCACUGCCCCAUCUCCUUCGGCCUGAUCUCCAGAGGAGGUCACAUGUCCCUCAUGCUCCCCACCUUCAAGGAGUCCUUGCUGUGCCAGUUGUCCCUGGCGACAGGUCGGAAGCUGACUCUGACAGACAUCGUAGGGAAGGGUACAUACGGUGUGUCAAGGGCCGUCACCACACAGCACCUCCUGUCCGUCAUUUCGCUGGCCAACACUCUGAUGGGCAUGACCAACGCCACCUUCGUCGGGGAGCACAUGAAGAAAGCACCAGCCAGGCCUCCCAGACCAGGAGGAACCCCAGAGUCUCCACGCAGGACGCCUGCUGCCCCCCCCCAGCCCUCCUGCCCGGCGCUACAGGCCCAGAUCAAACAAGGUUGGAGACAACUGGCAGCCAUGCAUUGUGUGAUGCUUCCUGACCUCCUUGGCCUGGACAAGUUUAGACCACCUCUGCUGGAGAUGUUGGCGAGGAGAUGGCAGGACCGCUGUCUGGAGGUGCGAGAAGCAGCACAAGCUCUUCUAUUGGCUGAGUUAAGAAGGAUUGGCCAAUCAGGACGCAAGGACACCAUCGACAUGUGGGCUCCCUACCUCCCUCAGUAUGUGGACACCGUCAGCUCCCCCGGGACAACCACAGAGCCGUCCCCUCCAGCCCCGCCCCCUCCUGAGGCUCAGCCGGUAGAAACCAAGGCUCCUGAGGAAGAAAUGGAUGUCACCGAUGACGACAUCACAGCAGGGUGUCUGUCCAACCUUCCACCAAAUGCCAAGAAGAUCUCCAAUUCAUACGAGGAGCGCCGUAAGCAGGCCACAGCCAUCGUGCUGCUGGGGGUCAUUGGGGCCGAGUUCGGCGCUGAGAUCGAGCCACCAAAGGGUUCAGCACGGGCUCGAACCGGUGGACAGGCACCCGAAGGCUUUGGCCUGACGAGCGGAGGGUCAUCCAACUACUCACUGGCCAGACAUACAUGUAAGGCACUGACCUUCCUGCUGCUGCAGCCCCCCAGCCCCAAGCUACCCCCCCACAGCACCAUCCGCCGCACCGCCAUCGAUCUGAUUGGUCGAGGCUUCACUGUCUGGGAGCCGUAUAUGGACGUGUCAGCGGUGCUCAUGGGAUUGCUGGAGCUCUGUGCCGAUGCAGAGAAGCAGCUGGCCAAUAUUACCAUGGGUUUGCCCCUCAACCCGCCAGCGGAUUCAGCUCGCUCUGCUCGCCACGCCCUCUCUCUUAUCGCCACUGCCCGGCCGCCUGCCUUCAUCACCACUAUUGCAAGAGAGGUUCAUCGAUACAACGCAGCGCAGGCGAACUCUCAGUCACAGCAGAACGUUCACACCACCACUCUGGCCCGAGCCAAGACGGAGAUACUGCGCGUGAUUGACAUUCUGAUAGAGAAGAUGCCUGGAGACGUUGUGGAUCUACUGGUCGAGGUGAUGGAUAUCAUCAUGUACUGCAUCGAAGGUUCUCUGGUGAAGAAGAAAGGACUACAGGAGUGUUUCCCUGCUAUCUGCAAGUUCUACAUGGUCGGUUACUGCGACCGCAGUCACCGCAUCGCUGUAGGAGCUCGUCAGGGUUCGGUGGUCCUCUACGACGUUCGUACUGGAAAAUGCCAGAACAUCCACGGCCAUAAGGGUCCGAUCACAGCGGUGUCGUUCGCGCCUGACGGCCGUUACCUAGCAACAUACUCCAACGCUGACAGCCACAUCUCCUUCUGGCAGAUGAACACCAGUCUGCUGGGGAGCAUCGGGAUGCUGAACUCGGCCCCUCAGCUCCGCUGCAUUAAGACCUACCAGGUUCCUCCAGUGCAGCCGGCGUCCCCGGGCUCCCAGAAUCACCUGAAGCUUGCCCGCCUCAUCUGGACCUCCAACCGCAACGUCAUCCUGAUGGCCCAUGACGGCAAGGAGCACCGCUUCAUGGUCUAAACCACAUCUGUAUCUCCAGCUGUAUCUCCGUUCUUUUAUCUGACAGACCUGCAGCUUUUUAGUUUGUUGUUUUUCUCUGGAGCAGAAUAUGAAAAGCUGUAGCAUGGAUUGGUCACUUUAAUUUUAGCUCCCAAAAUGUAUCCUGAGCUGCUGAGUCAAUCGGUUAAGAGAGUGUAAAAUGAAGGAGGCUGAUAGUGAAGUUUCACGUGGUUUUAAUUCAAAGGUUUGUCACUUGAAGUAUUCAAACUGCAGAAGUCAAAACCGAGCUCAGGUCCAGGUUUGGACUGGGUGAUUUUUUUUUUGGUUUAUGUCCCAUAGUGAUAAUUGUGAGUGAACUCACUUUAAAGGCCGUGAUACAAGGCUUGUUUACAUUUUAGACUGCAUUGAUGUAUUUUUAGUCGUUUACACCUUCUUUUCAUUCCUAUUUAUUUGCUGCAUGUCACAGAUCUUUUCUGUUGCUGCAGCCAUUCUGGGUCCCACCUAGUUUUUAGUUUACUUCAGUGCUAAUUACGAGAAUCUUAUUAUUAAAUGUUUAAAAGUUAUUGCAGGCAUUUCUGGAUUUACUUUGCAGAAACACUGGACUGGGAAAUGGAUGUAACACAGUGACUGAAAAAUGAAUUGAUCUUUGCCAUUUUUUCCAUUUUCUGCUCUUUAUAUUAAAGUUUGUUUGGGAGUGGACGAGUGAAACAGCAUCUUUAGUUUUCACAACUGGAAUGAAUCAUUUCUAGUUGACUGUUCUCCCUUUAAAGCUUUGGUACGCCCCAAACUCUCUAAGACAAGUACACACUUUUCACAUUUGUGUGUCUGUGUAUGUGUGUGAGCGCUUUGGUUCUUGCUUUUACUUUUGUGACACCUUGGAAGCUUUUCCAUCCUCUCUGAGCUUCACACAGAAAUGUGUGUGUAUGUGUUUACACCCAAGUGUAUUUUCACUGUUAAGCACACAUUCUCACUUCAGACUGUUUAUCCUAAAAGCAUGGUUGCAGUAAACGUUUAGAUGCUGGAGGUGCAGCUGUCAGUCACCACAGAUAUGUAAAAAUUCACAGAAGAAAAAUUCACACAAACUAAAACAUAUCGUUAUUUUGGUCAGACUUAAAGUGGAUGACAGCAACACUGAAUAGUUCAGCAAAAGGGGUAGUGGGAUGCAUAUAGUACAUAUGCUCCACAAAGAAUGGCCUGCCACUGGCUGCCACUAGAAUCAGCUUUAUAUCUUCAGAUGCAUCAGAAAUGCAAACAAGAGACUUUAACUUUUUAGUUUAGUGGCUCCUUUUUACUAGGAACUAUUCGGUCAGAAAGGUGCAUGAGAUAUUUUGAUAAUUAUCCAACAUGAAUUUUGUCAUGUAGUCAGCCUUUGUGCAUAUCUCUUUGAGGUAGUUUUGUCCAUCAUCUUGUUUGCAUUCAGCUUACUGUCUUCAGCCUGUCUGUUUUAUUCAGUAACAGUUUCCAUAUUUCCCUGUGUCCACAUGUUGGUCCAAAAUCCCACUUCGCUCACUUCUUUCUGUCUCUCUCAGGAUGUAAAAACUUUCCUGAAGGUUUGUAUAUUUGAAGGAAAACAGUGGCUGCCUAUUUUCUUGCCUCAUUUUACCCCUCACAUGCUUUUCUUUUUGGGGGUGUUUCUUUGCAGACGAUGACGCUUCGUAAUAGACUAAUAGAUGUGAAGACUGCUCUUCUUCUUGCAGCUUUUCUCUUGUCAUUCUUGCACCCACCUGACUUUUAGGAGGGUAUCUCUAGAUAUAAAUAUGUACAUAAACAGUUAGAACUGCUGUGUAAUGUAACCUGGUGUUAAUCUUCCUGUUUUGUGUAUUUAUUGUGGCUAACGUGACUGUCUGCCUGGCACUAACUAGUUCUUCAGAUGAGAUAAUUUCUCUUCUACAGGCCAAAAAGUGGCAAUGUCUUCUUAUAACAUUGACAAUACCUGAAGAAAUGUUACAGUAUUCCAUUUACAUCUUAUUCCAUUAUUACAUGAGCAGUCAGUACUCAUAGGUCUGACCACAUCCAUCAUCAAACUCGGCCUUCAUUUUGUGAGUUUUGUGACUAUCUUUCACAGUUGUGACAGACGUAUAAGCACCUGCCAAAAGUACUAAAACUGCCUCUGUGGUAGUUCCUGUUACAGUAGGUGUCUGCAAGACCGCAUUUUGUCAUGAUGACACAAACACACAGACUCACAAGGUGAAAACAAUAGCAGCCACAUGUGUCAUGGCUGGUCACAGUAGUUUAUUUUACAGUUUAAUAUUCAUUUUUCAUGUUUCAUGUGUUAUAAAAGAAAACUGCAAUUCUUCUCUUAAAUGUUAUUAACAUUCCUUAUUACCAACAGCAGGUACAAUUAGUCAAGGGAGUAUCCUGUUAGCAUGGGGGCUAACCAUACCCAUGGCUACUUAUGGGGAAUGCUAACAGCUAUAACAGCGUAAUCUGUUUAAAGACAAACUGUUUUUGUAGAUCUCCAGUGGUUUAUCUUCUCAUCUUGCUUCAGUGAUGUAGGAGUGAACUCAGGGUGUGUCAGUACACCGUGAUAUCACUGUUUUUUUCUGAUGCAACAGACAUGUUUUUGCACAUUAUACCUUCACUGUCAGUCAGAACCUUCUUGCUUUAAAGUGUUGUUUUAGUGCUCAGAGUUGGAGUUUUAUGCAGAGAAAGAAAUAUAUAUACAUCUAUGUAUAGAGAUUUGAUAUUUAUAAAGUAACAGUUUGCUGUCAUUGUCUACACCAAGGAGGUUAUGUGUCAAAUGUGUGUGUUUGUUGGUUGGUUUGUUUGUUUGUUUGUUUGUUAGCAGGAUUAC